UAAGCGGGACAAAAGGGGGUCUAGAAAGGCUAGGUGGUCUGCUGAGCCACCGAGGACUACAACAAUGCCAGGUGAACCUACACUGGUUGACAUGUUCAAAGACUUUUUGAUUGGCCAGCAACGUAGGGAGGGUGUAUUGGUCCGAGAAAUUCAGCAGUUAAAAACUGCCAUUACCGUGCCUAACAUAACUGCCUCACCUGAUAGCCAAAAUGCUAACCCUCCUCUUAACCUUUUUUCUGAUGGUAGUCUUCGUGUGCAGAUGCCCACAGACACACACAGCCACUCCCAAAUCUCAAGCUUCAACACCAAAUCCUCCUCCGUCUCCGUCCAGAGAUUCUCCCAACACACCUCUGCGUCCAGGUCCAAAGAUGCUUCCUUUCCAAGAGGGAGAGGACAUUGAGAACUUUCUGGUGCGCUUUGAGCGGAUCGCUCGCACCUGGGGCUGGCCUCCAUCUGAAUGGGCUUGUCGGCUCAUUCCUCUCUUGACAGGUAAAGCCCUGGAUGCCUACUCCGCGAUGGAGGAAGACGACUCCAACGUCUACGCUAGCCUUAAAGAAGCACUCCUUGCAAAAUUCGACAUCUCCCCUGAGACAUAUAGACUUCAGUUCCGGUCAACCUACAUACCCCCUGGUGAAUCUCCCAAAGAGACUUAUAACAGACUCAAAGGACUCUACAGAAGAUGGAUCAAGCCAGAGCAGCAGUCCAAAGAUGACAUCGCCGAGCUUGUCAUUCUUGAGCAAAUGCUUCGCAUGCUUCCCAAUGAAAUGAAGACCUGGGUCAAGGAACACGAGCCAGAAGAUGGACUUACUGCGGCUAAGCUUGCAGGCCAGUACUUGAAUGCUCACAAAGGUCUCAGAAUGCCAAGGCAACAGAAUACCCGAGUAGCAGCCCAAGGGGCAGCUGACGUGUCUCACAAAGGAGGUGAGCACAGAGCCAGUGGUCCCGUGAGUGUUCCAGGCACCUUUGGGGAGAAGAAAGGAUUCUGGAGACCGGGUCCAGUGAAGGAUCUCAUCUGCUACCACUGUCAACAGCCAGGGCAUCGGGCCUCAGUCUGUCCUUUGAAAGGGCCCAAACUGUCCAGCUUCUGUUAUGUGCCACAUCCAUCUCUUCCAGCUUCAGUUGUGGCACCGUAUCUUGAACCUGAGCUUGAACCUGACACUGAGCCUCUCAUGAUCCCAGCUCGUGUUAACGGUCGUCCAGUGCAAGCACUACUUGACACAGGUAGCUCUAUGACACUGCUUAACCAUUCCUUUGUCUUGCUUGGCAAUCUUGACUAUCAGCAUGCCACAGCCAUACAGUGUGUCCAUGGUGAUCAAAGAAGAUAUCCAGUGACUGAUGUGACCGUCGUCAUUGAAGACCAGGCUUUCUUGCUCCGUGUGGGGGUUCUUGAGAACAUGCCCCAUGAUAUCUUCUUGGACGGACCUUUGAUUUGGAAACGGACCACCGGGCAUUAAGCUGGAUCAACUCCAUGAGGGAUAAGAACUCCCGUGUCACCAGAUGGUACUUGGCAUUACAGCCAUAUUGCUUCAAUAUUACUCACAGAGCUGGAAAAACGAACUUGCUUGCCGAUUACCUGUCCCGCCUAUCUGAACUUGCAGUUCCUGGAGAGGAGGGAGGUGAUGUGACAGUUUGACCACUGUCCCUGUCUGUUUAACUGCCUAUCAAUAGCGCACAUUGAUGGAUAGUGUAUGAACAGAAAAACUUCAAGCAUACAGUAUAUUCAGGCUCUUUAUUUAAGUAACAAACAAAUACUCACAAACGGUCUCUCCCUCUCACCAUGGCUCUGUACUGCAGACUAAAAGAGUCAGGGUAGGGCUGAGGGCUUUAAAUAUGGUGUCAGGAAACACCUGCUGCCACUAAUUGGCCCAGUUUGGGCCAAACCAUUUUCCCUUGUGUCAAAGGAGGACACUGGACAUUGACAUUGGACAUUAAAGGGCGACAAGCCUAAAUGUACUAGUGGAAAUCACUGAUCUUCAAGAUGAAGUUAACUUUAACGUGCAUGCCGAACUUUUGAUGAGUUUAUUCAUGGUUUAUUUGCAAAAUGCCACAGUAUUAUAAUCCCCCUGUUGAUUGGGCCUGUCUAGUGGGAGGGGCCAUGGGGUAUAAAGGGGUGAGCUGCUGUCCUUCUGACAAGUCUGCUGUAUGCUGUUGCCAGAAGAGGUUGUCGGUGUGGUGCAGGGUGCUCAGCUCUCCACGAGAUGCUAAAUAUCUACUGAGAUGUUUUGGCUUUUGGCCUCCUCUGUAUGUUUGGCACUUAUCUGACACUUUGGGAGAAUAAAUAUUGUUAAAAACCGAUUUGCAACUGUGUGCCUUGCCAUCCUUUGGCUUUGAAAGUCCGGUUUAUUAAGGUAACAUUACCUUCACCCGAGGCGGGGUGUGACAG
Centropristis striata (black sea bass) is the source of this 2383-nucleotide messenger RNA. RefSeq lists its product as uncharacterized. The transcript has 2 exons. The record is from RefSeq and is a predicted model, not a curated record. Gene Ontology annotation, biological process: proteolysis. NCBI's taxonomy places the organism in Eukaryota, Metazoa, Chordata, Actinopteri, Perciformes, Serranidae. Bases 210 to 1454 code for a protein of 414 amino acids. Gene Ontology annotation, molecular function: aspartic-type endopeptidase activity; nucleic acid binding; zinc ion binding.